CAACAUCAACACAAAAGCAAACAAUACAGUCGCAACAUGCAGGGCUUCAAUAUGGGACGUUAUGUCCCUCCUGACCAGGAGGGAUUGAUGAGUGGAAACCAGCUUCAUGGGAAACACGCUCUUGGAGCUCGAGCGAACAAGAUAUCGCAAGGCAUCCUCACGGUACGAUUUGAGAUGCCUUUUCCAAUAUGGUGUACGCAUUGUCCGAAGCCUACCAUUAUUGGACAAGGUGUCCGAUUCAAUGCCGAGAAGAAAAAGGUCGGAAAUUAUUUCUCGUCGGCGAUAUACAGUUUUCGGAUGAAGCAUACAGCUUGUGGAGGCUGGAUUGAGAUUCGAACAGAUCCCAAAAAUACAGCUUACGUGGUCACAGAAGGCGCAAGGAAGCGAGACUUAGGGGAGGACAAGGUCGAAGAGGGAGACAUCAAGAUAAUGACAAAAGAAGAGAGGGAAGCGAUGAGGAACAACGCUUUUGCUUCUCUAGAGGGCAAGAUAGAAGACAAGCAGAGAUUAGAGUAUAGCAAGAAACGUCUCGAAGAACUUCAAGAUCUUUCGGAGCAAAUGUGGGACGAUCCUUAUGAACAGAACAAGAGAUUGAGGAGAUCAUUUCGAGAAGGCAGGAAACAAAGGGAAAAGGAAGCAGGUGUGACAGUAGCACUGCAAGACAAAAUGAGUCUAGGGCUUGAUCUACUACCGGAACAUGAGGACGAUGCGAGGAGAGCAGCUCUCAUUGACUAUGGCGAAGUAGAUGCAGAGAGAGUGACGGACAAGGCCAUUUCGAAACCUUUGUUCAAGAUUGAGGAACCGGCUUUGAAGUCCAGAUCUAAGUUGAAGGCCAGCAAGGCCUCGAGGGCAUUGAAAGCUGAAGAGCUUGCGAGGAAGAAAAAGGAGAACAUUGCCUCGGAGAUAAGAGGUAACACCAGAGCUGCUAUGGAUCCUUUCCUCGCAGAUUCUCGUGCUGCGAAGUCAGAUUCCAAGCCAUUUUUGGCUGGCGUCAAAAGGAAGCAAUCGCAGCUGGAAGAGGAUGCUCCUAUUACCACUGCUGGAGUCAACUUGGUGGACUAUGACUCGGAUUGAGCUGUAUUUUUGCUCAAACAUUCGGGCGUGGCGUUCUUGUUUGGUUCUCGGCGUUCUGCUAUGCAUUUACAUUGAUACCCAAGGUUUACAUCACGAGCUCAGAAGAUGUUAGAGUUGCAAAUGAUGGCAUUAAUAACAUGAUGUAUGAUAAUGUCAUGAGAAUCAUGUGCGCUCUGAUCUUCUUUCCAUUCUUCAGUGACGCCACUUUGCCCCUGGUCUCAAGUCUCAAGUCUCCCGUGCUCUCAAGGACGGCAUUGAUAAGGUGGUCCGACCGAUCAUGUUCGACCUGUGCCGAGUACUCAAUCCGCAGCCGUGUCCCCAUCCCUGCGGGAUUUGUAUCCAA
This is a messenger RNA of Mollisia scopiformis, 1417 nucleotides long. Its product is annotated as DUF572-domain-containing protein. The transcript has a single exon. Gene Ontology annotation, biological process: mRNA splicing, via spliceosome. The coding region runs from base 37 to 1074 and encodes 345 amino acids. Lineage: Eukaryota; Fungi; Ascomycota; Leotiomycetes; Helotiales; Mollisiaceae. Gene Ontology annotation, cellular component: U2-type spliceosomal complex; post-mRNA release spliceosomal complex. The record is from RefSeq and is a predicted model, not a curated record.